Paramecium primaurelia is the source of this 943-nucleotide messenger RNA. The record is from the annotation of a GenBank genome assembly. Lineage: Eukaryota; Ciliophora; Oligohymenophorea; Peniculida; Parameciidae.
AUGUAAAUAUUACCACCAGCUGAUAGAGUCUUACAUUAUUAAGAAACAAAGAGCUGGUUUAAUUCUAGACAUUCAUUUAAAGUAAAGGAGAAAUAUAGAAAGACAGAGAAGGAAUUAUUUGAUGAUGAAGUAGUUACAGAAACUUUUCAUUUGAUUGAUAGAGAUCACUCAAGUAUAAAAUUAGAAAAAAUGUUUAAGAUACAAUAGAGAUGGAUGAACUGUUUUCUAUGUUGAAAAAAAACAAUUAUCCUGUAAAUUUGAAACUUUUGAAGGCAUUUUUUGAAAUGACUGAUCGUGAUGGGAAUAGUAAAUUUCUAUAAAUAUACAAUAAGAAUGCAUUGAUUUAGAUGAGUUUAAAUAGGUUAUUAAAGAUGAAGGAACUUCUUAAAGUAAUAUAAUGAUUAAGAUUAAUAUAGCAUUUAGAACAUUAAUGAGAAAGAUGAGAGAAAUAGGAGAUGAGAAUUAUUAUUCAACUGAUUUUGUAAAUUUACUGAGAUAUUUGUCUUAUUGUGCAAAUCGUACAGAUUUGAUAUGGCAAAUAAAAGUAUUUAUUCAUCUUUAUAUUUAUAUCAAUAAUACAGAAUACACGUCUAUCAUUCGAAUAAAGAUCUAAGUUAGUAUCAGAAUUAUUUAAAGUGAAUUAAUAAUUUACAAAGAUAUCAAAUCCUAAGGAGGAACAAAUAUGUACAUUGAGACCUUUUAUGAAAAAGAAGAGUUAAGGUGAAAUCAAAUAUCUUACUCCAAUAAACAAAAAGCCUCGUAUAAUAACUAAUAUGUCUACUAAAACUAGAAUAAGUACCAGUAAUCAAAAUUCAAUAUUAUCUUUCGAUAUAAAUAGUAUUUCAUCACCAAGAAUAUCUCCAUUAAAAACAGAAAGAUUUGUAUUUAAAAAGUGGAUGAAUUUAACACCAAGUCCAUCCACUAAAACAACUUUAUAUUCGAC